UAAAAACACAUUCUACAAUUUACCUUAUCACUUCACACUUCAACCACCAACUCAAUCAACGCAAACCAUAUCUUGUCUCCCCUAUCAUCUUCUUCAUCUUACAUUCUAUCUUCAGCUUUAAGACUUCAUCUCCUUAAACAAUCACAUCAUAAUGUCUGCUACCUCUGCUUCUCCUCUUCCCGAAGUCCUCGCCUCACCUCCAAUGGUCGAGUCAGAGGUCCAAGUCGCUGCCGAGUCAUCCGGUGCAUCUGCCUCAAAACCAGUCUCUAAAUCUCAAACUGCUUCAAAAGCUAAACCUGCUUCUAAGCCAAAGGCUGCAUCAUCCAAGAAGCCUGCCUCAACAACCAAGAAACCUGCUACAGCUGUCAAGAAAGCUCCUGCUACCAAGAAGACUUCAUCUGUCUCAAAAACUGCUUCCGAUAAAUUGUCUUUCGAAGAUAUGAUCAAAGAUGCAAUUGCAAACGAUAAGGAGAAUGUUCGUGCCGGUGUUAGCCGACCUGCUAUCAAAAAAUACCUUGCCAUUCGAUUUCAAAUCAUUGAUACUCCUUCUAACGUCACAAGACUCAACAAGGCUAUCACUCGUGGUGCUGAGAAAGGCAUCUUCUCUUUACCAAAGGGUGCCAGCGGUAAAGUUAAACUCGCCAAGGCUGUCAAAGCUGAUAAGCCUGUGAGCGCUGUCAAGAAGCCUGCUUCUAAGCCUGCCAGUGUUAAGAAGACACUCCCAGCUGGAUCUGCCAAGCCUAAAUCUGCUGCCACCAAGAAAGCCGGUGCCAAGGUCUCAGCAGCUGCAAAGAAGGUCUCUACCAAGAAAGUCGCUACUGGACCCAAGAAGGCUGGUGUUGUUAAGAAGGCUCCUGCUAAGAAGACAACUUCAUCAACAACCAAGAAAGUCAAAGCAGUUGGCAAGAAAUAAUCGAUCUGAUCUUUCUUCUUCUCUCUUGCCUCUUUCUCACCACUUCGAUUCUCCUUGUCCGUUUCUAUUUCUUUCUAUCUCCUAUACUCAUGUUGUGACUCGUCCUUAUUCUCCUUUGUCUUCUUAAAUUCGAUGUUUUUUCUUUUAUUUUUUGAGAUAUAUAUAUACAAUAUAUAAAUAAAAGAGAAAGAGUGUUGUGAAUACCAAUUUCAUUUUGUGUUUUUCACUGAAAAAAAGUGAUCAAACUUCAAAUCAAAAGAAAUCCAAUUCUCCAUCGGAUCUUUUUGUUGUUUUUUUCAUUUAUUUACUUCUUUUUCUUUUUCUCUUCACCUUGGAUUUUUUCUUAAUACUCUUUUCUCUUUUUCUUCUCUCUCUCUUUCUCUCUGUGUGUGUGUUCACAUGUAUUCUUGGCACAUUGUUGUGAAUGAUGGUUUCUCACUUGAAGAGUUUCUGUGUAAACAAAGUGACUCUACAGUAAAUCAUGUGCGAAGGUUUGCAAUCAAAAGAAAUGGGGAAAUUAGAUAACUUAUGCAUGUUCACUUCCCGAGCCAGGGGUUCGUA
Molecule: messenger RNA, 1474 nt
Organism: Melampsora larici-populina 98AG31
Lineage: Eukaryota; Fungi; Basidiomycota; Pucciniomycetes; Pucciniales; Melampsoraceae
Exons: 6
Coding region: 152-913 (253 amino acids)
Biological process (GO): nucleosome assembly
Cellular component (GO): nucleosome
Molecular function (GO): DNA binding; structural constituent of chromatin
Source: RefSeq, a predicted model, not a curated record